ACCAAAAUAAUUGUGUCUUUGGUGCAGUUAUGUAGGAAGUCACUAUGGUUAACUAAUUCUGACAAAACUGGUAAAUAGGUGUCUAACGUGCUACCUAUAUUCAGCAUUAAUUAAUUAAGAUAGCUUGGGAAAAGCGAGCCGUUGCAUUAGCUCUUUUGUCUGAGCUCCAGGUGUGUGUUAGAGGUGAGAAUGAGUGCCGGGCGGACUCUGGAGGGCGCAGGGUGUGUCACCUGGUGGGGCUUCGGACCAGCAAGAGAUCUGCUGGAGACGGGCGUGCCGAGGCCACAAGGGGAGCUGAAUGUGUUGCUUGUGGGCAGCAGCGACCCGAGACAUAUCCUAAAGACCAUCUCAGGUCUCAAAAACACCGACUCCCUCCACCUUUGGGUGAUGGAGAACAGUAUGGAAGUGGUUGCGAGACAGCUGCUGCUCCUCUACCUAUCUCUGAGCACUCCGGAGAGCAUAGGCAUGCAGGAGAAAACGGAGGUCUUCCUCGAGCUGUUCGGGAACAGCGAGAUCCGCUCUCAAACUGACAACACGCUGAAGCACAUUGCAGCUCGACUGUCUCUCUCCAUCACCGACUCACUGGACACAGACACAUACACACACCCCUGCCUGGACACUAGCCUUCUCAAGUUUAAGGAGCGAGACGAACUGGUUCGGAUCUUUAAGCAGUGGCAGCACCCCCCCUCUACACCCAUCAGUAUGUGUAAGGCGUGGGACGCCCGUGUCAGACAGCACCUCGGGACGCGCUACGAUGCCCGCAGGGGCUGCUUUGACUGGGACCUCACCAUGAAACUACACGACAUAGGGUGUGGUGUCAUACACAAACAGCAGUACAGCAGAUGGAGGGAGAGGGGCGUGGCCUUUGAGAUGAGGGAGGGACUUUACUGCGUUGCUAAUCAGAGUCUACUGUCCACACGUGUGUUCAGUCGUAGAGGAGACAGGGUGGGAGUGCGGGGAUACUGGGGAGACAUCGUCUCUAGUCCCUAUCUGUCCUUCGGCGUUGAAACAGAGAACAAAGAGCUCCUGAAGACGCAAAACAACCAGCAUGUAAAGACUGCUCAGGACAUCUCUGUAGCGAACAUGCAGACGCUUUUUAAGUCCCUGUCCACUAGAGGAGGACACACACAUGUCUCUGAGCUCGCCAAGGAAUCAAACAAUGACACAGCAGAAACACGCUCACAGCCAGAUCCCUCAAUUUCAUGUGAUGAAACACGACAGCCAGAAGAGAAGCAGGUGUCUGCUGUUGAUCAGAAGGAAGCGAUCGAGCCUGACAGCGAAGCACAUGCAGAAGAGAAGCAGAACCACAAGAGCCAUCAACUAGAGUUGAUGAAUCUAAACGGAGUAAGAGUGUCGUUCCUGUCCCUGGACUCUCUGCCCAAGCUGUCCAUGAAAAGCAGAUACUGCCGUCUGUUCAAUGCCGUCUACUGUUCAGCCAGCAUGGUGCACCAUUUGGACUCCUCUCUGACGCAGACAGCUGCAUCCGACGCCGUCCUGAUCAUCGAGCUCGCCAAGUACCUGUUGGACUUAUCUAAGGAGCAGCAGGCGGCUUUUGCAACGAGAGUAAGCGAAAUCGCUAAAGAAGUGGGAUUUGUACCAGCUCACACUCAGGACAACGAUGCGUAUGCUGUGUUCACACUGCAAAAAGACCGAUGACACAGAAUACACCCACAGACUACAAAGCACACACUUUUAAACAGUUUAUUACUAUUAGCACACUGCAGGAGGUGUGAACAUGCUGGAAAAAGGGAAUCAGUCACAGAAGUGUUGAGCUGGAUGUAAUAAUAUCACAUUUAUUACCAUAUUUCUUUUUGUAGCAUUACAACACUAGACAACCGAAUGUAAGUAAACAGCUAUAAUUACUUUUAAACGGCAUUUUAAGCAACAAGCUUCAGCACCGUUCAUGCCGUAUAAAUUCCAUGCAUUAAAUACUGUGUUUUUCGUUGCGUCUUCACUUCCAGCGCCCUCCCACUUUGCCCUUGCCUCCCGUCCCCUUCUUACUGCCAACCGGAAAAAAAAAGGAUCCAUAAAUGAACAUCAGUGUAACAAAUUAUUUGUUAAAGAAUAUUAUAAGAAUAUACAGUAUUCAUUUGUGUCUUUUAAUCUAGCGUGCACACACUGAGAAAGAUCGUCUUACAAUUUUUGAGCGUGGAAGAUGCGAUUGAGAAGUACAACUAUCUAGAAAGAGAGCAGAAGGAACAAUGGAUUAGUUGCAAAGUCAACAGAUAUGUAAGGAUUUACGUAAAUGUUAGUUUAAGCUAAAACUUCGUUUAAUUGUUGAAGCCAGAACUACAGUGUUGUUACAGAGAAUUAAUCAACACUUUCUUUACCAAUCAGAUUCAAAUAAAUUGAAUGUCCUAUUUAUUUUAUAUUUAUUGUGUACACAUAUUGUGUACUCGUAUUUUUUUUUUCUUUAAGAGACAAUCUCACCUCGUAUUUCUGUCUCCUCAUCUUCUCAGUGAGGUCAAACUUCUCCGACUCCAGCUGGUAGAUCCAUUCCCACAUCUCUCUAGCCCGCUCUCUACACACACACACACACACAUACACACACACACAUACAGUCUUAUUUAACAUGUUGUAUUUACAGAGUUGACAGCAUUCAGCAGGAUAAUAUUUUCUUCAACUAAUUAUCUGUGUGUGUUUUCAUGUCCAACCUCAGGC
Messenger RNA from Pangasianodon hypophthalmus (striped catfish), 2661 nucleotides. Its product is annotated as dynein axonemal assembly factor 3. The record is from RefSeq and is a predicted model, not a curated record. The transcript has 11 exons. Gene Ontology annotation, biological process: axonemal dynein complex assembly; motile cilium assembly. Lineage: Eukaryota; Metazoa; Chordata; Actinopteri; Siluriformes; Pangasiidae. The coding region runs from base 190 to 1656 and encodes 488 amino acids.